UUGGCUUAGGGUUUGCCCCUCUCCUGUCUCCAGUCCUGUCCUUCCUUUGGUGGCUCCUCCUCCCUGUGCUGUGGUGUUGGCGGCGACGGCGAGGGAAGCAACAUGUCCAAGAAGAACAACCUCGCCAAGAGGAAGAAGCAGUACGAGUUCGACCUCCAGCGGGAGAAGGAGGCCAAGGAGAAGCAGGCCAAGAAGCUGCAAGCCAAGAAAUCCAAGAUGAAGAUAGAUGGUGGUGAAAAGAAACGUAAGGGUGGUCAGUUUAAGGUUGGGAAGAAAAAGGUGAAGACGAAACUUUCGGCCUUAGCGAAAGCCAAAGCCGCGCAAGCCAUGGAGGUCGACAAGUGACUGCAGAGCACAACAAACAUCAUCAGCUUAAGUGUCGAGCCAAUGCUGGAACUCUGAACUAAAUGGCAAAGUUCUAUGCCCACGUGAAUGAAUAGCUUUUGAGGACAGAUGGGAACCGUGUAAACUCCUAUCGGGCGCAGCUGCAGCUUGUUAACCAUUUUGCCUUUAUGUACUCGCGUGUAGUAGUAGAGUAUAAAUGUGUUUGGCAACAGAGGCCUUGUUUAGUUCACAAAAAUUUUCGUUUUUGGCUACUGUAGCACUUUCGUUUUUAUUUGACAAACAUUGUCCAAUUGGAGUAACUAAGCUCAAAAGAUUCAUCUCACAAAUUACAGAUAAACUGUACAAUUAGUUUUUAUUUUUAUCUAUAUUUAAUACUCCAUGCAUGCGACCAAAGAUUCGAUGUGUGAUGGGAAAUCUUGAAAAUUUUUGCGAACUAAACAAGGCCUCAAUAUCAAUGGUAUUGAUUCAGAUUUGUA
Messenger RNA from Sorghum bicolor (sorghum), 821 nucleotides. RefSeq lists its product as uncharacterized. The record is from RefSeq and is a predicted model, not a curated record. The coding region runs from base 103 to 345 and encodes 80 amino acids. NCBI's taxonomy places the organism in Eukaryota, Viridiplantae, Streptophyta, Magnoliopsida, Poales, Poaceae. The transcript has 3 exons.